Oryza brachyantha (malo sina) is the source of this 911-nucleotide messenger RNA. RefSeq names its product protein mago nashi homolog 2. Gene Ontology annotation, biological process: RNA splicing. The coding region runs from base 110 to 586 and encodes 158 amino acids. The transcript is spliced from 3 exons. NCBI's taxonomy places the organism in Eukaryota, Viridiplantae, Streptophyta, Magnoliopsida, Poales, Poaceae. The record is from RefSeq and is a predicted model, not a curated record. Gene Ontology annotation, cellular component: exon-exon junction complex; nucleus.
CCCACCCAUCUGCAUCCUACUAGCUGUGCGGCGACGACGAGGCAACCACAAACAGAGGCGGCGCUGCAACCUCGCGACCACCAGGCGGCGGCGGAGUCGGAGGCGACCGAUGGCGACGGGCGGCGCCGGCGAGGACGGCGCCAGCGGCGAGUUCUACCUGCGGUACUACGUGGGGCACAAGGGCAAGUUCGGCCACGAGUUCCUCGAGUUCGAGUUCCGCCCCGACGGCAAGCUCCGCUACGCCAACAACUCCAACUACAAGAACGACACCAUGAUCCGCAAGGAGGUCUUCGUCUCCCCCUCCGUCCUCCGCGAGGCCAGGAGGAUCAUCCAGGAGUCCGAGAUCAUGAAGGAGGACGACAACAACUGGCCGGAGCCCGACCGCGUGGGCAGGCAGGAGCUCGAGAUCGUCAUGGGCAACGAGCACAUCUCCUUCACCACCUCCAAGAUCGGCUCCCUCGUCGACGUCCAGACCAGCAAGGACCCGGAGGGCCUCCGCAUCUUCUACUACCUCGUCCAGGAUCUGAAGUGUUUUGUGUUUUCACUCAUCAAUCUCCACUUUAAGAUCAAGCCUAUUCAAUCUUGAGCUCCUUCCUGCCUCUUUUGUUACGUUCAGUGUUAGAGAAUUCUGUACUAUUAUGUAUGAUCCAGUGAGUUAAACAUGAUGAAGGUGGGUGUUUGUGGAACACUGAGCGUGGAAUCUUAAGACUUCGAUGCCAGGGAUUGUUGGAUUGCGCAAGCUUUGGGUGCUCGUUCAAGGAGUGAUAUUAAUGCUUGUAUUUCUUUUUCUAUUCCCAGGAGGCUUUCCCCAGAAGUAGCAUUAUUAUUUACAUCCUUUCGGUUGUUUAAGCUGAGCUUACGGACCACUGCUGUCAGUAUCUGUUACUGCUAAUAGUAACUGUUCUGCUAUA